ACCUGAUUAUCCAGCCGCCAGCGCGUGGGCGCCCGGAGGGUCGGGCAAUACACCGCAGGGUGCCUAACCUCGGCGAGCAGUAGCUACCUAUCUAGGUAGGUAAGGUGGUAGGCUGAUCGCGGUUGGUUCCCGUGGUCGUGGAUAUGCUCGCUCUGGUUCUCCUUUUUCUGCCAUCGCUGCUACGUCGGCGACGCGCAGGUGCCUCCCUACCUAGAUCUCCGUAUGGCCUGGGUCAGGCCGUGGCGUCUUCUUUCCUUCUCGUAGCCUACCGCAUCUGCUUGUCCCAUUCUCCGGCCGCCGCGGCCCAAGUCGGUCAGUCCCUCGAGCAGAUGGCGUGCCAUCCCCCAAAGACCUUCUUCCUCUGGUUCUCCUGCUCCUUUCCCCGACCGAUCAACCGAGCCCCGAGCGAUCUGAUUUCCGCACGCGCGUGGAGGCGGCGACGAUGGUCGUUGUCGCCGACGUGCAACUCGAAGCGAAGGGGUUCGUUCUACCUAGACCUCCCGUCUCGUGCCCGCCGUUACCCACCCUUCCCUCUGUCUGCCUUCCUGCCGUGCAACACACACGGCGCGCCCUAUAAUAAGUAAUUGCACAUCUUUCUCUCCCUCCUCCGCCUCCCCUCCCCUCCCCUCCCCUAUCAUCCCGAAGGCGCUUGCGAUCCGCGCCGUAAAUCAGAUUUUGUUAUUUGCUUUCUCUCUUUUCCUUCUCCCCCUUCUCGGUCCCGCUGUUGUAUCUCCUUCCCGCCCAAGCCCCUCCCCCUGUUCACC
Messenger RNA from Durotheca rogersii, 764 nucleotides. RefSeq lists its product as uncharacterized. NCBI's taxonomy places the organism in Eukaryota, Fungi, Ascomycota, Sordariomycetes, Xylariales, Xylariaceae. The transcript has a single exon. The record is from RefSeq and is a predicted model, not a curated record. Bases 144 to 584 code for a protein of 146 amino acids.